AUGCAACAACAGAUGCAGACCCGGGAAGAACAGGUGGAGUGGACUAGCUUCAAGACGCGAUUCCUGGAGAAAUACUUUUCUAACACGGCCAGGCAAGACAUGGAAGCAGAGUUUCUCGCAUUGCAGCAGGGAGAGAUGACAGUACAAGAGUACGUAAAUAAGUUUGAGCACCUGGCAAGAUACUACUCAUAUAAUAUUACAGAAGAGUGGAGGUGCUUGAAGUUUGAGCGAGGACUCAAACAUGAACUAAAGAAGGUGGUGACACCUUUGAGGGAGAGAAGAUUCCCAGUCUUUGUGGAACAGGCCAAGAGUGCCGAACAUCUAGAGAAAGGCCCUAGUCCAGUUGUCCGACAUCAGAGGAAUGUCGCAGAGGUGAGACAAAUGAAGAAGCCUUACAACCGACCACAUGCAUCUCAGGGUACCACUUGCUACCAGUGUGGCGGACCCCAUCUGAAGAGAAAUUGUCCUCAGUUAACAGGUGGGGUAGGAGGGUUAGGAGACCGUCACAAGUGUUUCAUAUGCGACAAACUAGGACAUUUUGCCAAUAAUUGUCCAAAAAAGAAGAAUUUGGGUGUGAAAAAGCCAGCAACAUCGCCAGCAGAACGAGCUAGAGCGACUGUGAGGGUCUUUGCCAUGACAUCUACUGAGGCUACUCAGUCAAGUAACCUUAUACUUGAGCCUUGCUUAUUGUUGGGUAGUUCAGUGUUAGUGUUGUUCAAUUCUAGAGAAAAACAGUCAUUCAUUUCUAUUGCAUGUGUGGGGAGAUUGAGCUUGGAGAAACGUGACUUGGGGUGUGAGUUGCUUGUUUCUACUCCCUCCUCGGGUCAGGUGGCUACCAGUUCAGUCUGCGUCGGGUGUUCAAUUGAAGUGGCAGGUCACAGAUUCAAGGUGAACUUGGUGUGCUUGCCUUUGGAGGGACUGGACGUGAUACUGGGAUGGACUGACUGUCUAACAACCACAUCAUGA
This is a messenger RNA of Vigna unguiculata (cowpea), 966 nucleotides long. RefSeq lists its product as uncharacterized. Lineage: Eukaryota; Viridiplantae; Streptophyta; Magnoliopsida; Fabales; Fabaceae. The record is from RefSeq and is a predicted model, not a curated record. Gene Ontology annotation, molecular function: zinc ion binding; nucleic acid binding.